AUGGCGUUUCUCGCGCUUAUUUCGCUAAUCACUGCCCCAUUAUCAUUUGAUCUACAAAUAAGCCGCCAAUCGUCGCUGUCAACACCAUUGAUUUUAUCGACGCCGUCGAAGAACCUCAGUGUCUCAUUCCACGAUGGAAGUCUCUAUGCCGACGCGAUUCCAGUCUCGCCGAUUGUCGAAAACGAGACGAUAUCAUUCUCGCUCAAAUGCAUCUCCCAUAUUUCGCUUCAUUUGCAAUCACCGCACGCCAACUCGCUGGUAUAUUCACCGUCAUUGUGCUCGGCAACCCAUAUCGGUCUUACCAUUGACGAAUCAACCCUAAAUGGAUGUGUGUUCGAUGUGUCGCAAUCGUCAAAAAUUCUGCUUCAUCGAAUUUGCGGUGCCGCCUCGAAGAAUAUCAUAAAGAAUCCGGAGAAGGGACCAAUCUAUGUGGCGGAUGCUGUUGAGCUCAACGAAGGUGGCUCGAUACCGCUUCAAUGGAAAAAUGUCUAUUUUAUGCCAAGUCAAAACGAUUUUAACGUUUCGCACACCGGCAUAUUUUUUACGAUUGUCGAAGGCGCGAAACAUGGUGAAAUUCGAGUGGACAACGUUGUUACUUCAUCUUUCACCUACGCCCAAUUAUUGGCGAGACGAGUGAUUUAUAAGCAUGACGGGAGUGAAACGCGCGCCGAUCGAAUUUCGUUUCAGGUCUUUUUUGUUUUAAAUUUUUUGUGUCACAUUUAA
Caenorhabditis bovis is the source of this 723-nucleotide messenger RNA. NCBI's taxonomy places the organism in Eukaryota, Metazoa, Nematoda, Chromadorea, Rhabditida, Rhabditidae. The record is from the annotation of a GenBank genome assembly.